UCCGGUCCGCGCACUAGAUCUUCUGGAGCAGCGCCCGAUCCAGGUGAACCCUUGGAUCUUUCAGCGGGCCGAUGUUCCUCUUCUCGCCCGGCCACCUUUGUGCCGGGGACGCCUCCCGCAACCGACCUUGAGGGCGCGGGAGCUCAAAGACAUAUUGAAGUUCACACGAUUCAUCUCUACCAAGACCAAUGCACAAUGACUUGUCGUUCUGGCUGGACAGGUUAUAAUUUUACUUGUAUGCAGUUCAUCAAUGAAGAAAUUUACUGGAUCGAAGCUGAGGUGUACUGUCAAAGCCUUGUCCAUGGUGGUCACCUUGCUUCAAUACAUAGCAAGGAAAAUAAUGAUUUUGUCUUGCGAUUAGUUCAAAAGGAGAGUAGCCCAUAUCAGAAAGUUUGGAUUGGUAGCUCUGAUAACCACCAGGAUGGUAACAUGAUUUGGACUGAUGGAUCCAGAUGGGAUUAUCAAAACUGGCUUGCAGGAAAACCUUUGGUUGGCUUAUAUUGCAACACCAUGGCACUCAUUCAAGAUCCUGGCUUUUGGAGCGAUGAGUACUGUAACAUCAACAAAUAUCCAUUCAUCUGCAUGACGCAUGUAGAGUAUGGUUAGACGCAGCAGCAGUCAGUGUGGUGAAACUUGUGGAUCCUGAUGUUUCCAAAAAGCAGCUAUAACUUCCUGCUUAGAAUCCACCCUCCUUUUUAACCUAUUAUUUUCUUACAGUUCUUUGUUUAAAAUACCAAGAGGCUUGUUACAUCAAGUUUGUUGCAUCCAAAAAGAAUAGUGCUCACAUGAAAGAGCUCAGGCUAUAGCCCGGCUGGAAAUAUUGGUCUGUGGCAUUUGCUCAAUAAAAAGAGAAGACUGUGUCAUUACAGAUUUGAAACUCCAUUACCAUGGCUUAUUGAGCCCAUUAAUAAUCCAAGUUGAAUAAUGCUUGAAUUCAGGUCUAGAGUCUGCUUGUUCUCACAUUAAAGAAAAAUGUGGAAGUAAAAUGGUACCGUGUCUCUGUUUAGGUCAAUAUCAGUAAUGCUUAUUCAGUUUUACAUUUGUAUCCUGCACCUUAUUUUUGCACUAGAAAUUUAAAUGAUUGAUUGGGUUAUUGUUCUA
Molecule: messenger RNA, 1101 nt
Organism: Amblyraja radiata (thorny skate)
Lineage: Eukaryota; Metazoa; Chordata; Chondrichthyes; Rajiformes; Rajidae
Product: lectin-like
Exons: 5
Coding region: 196-606 (136 amino acids)
Biological process (GO): immune response
Source: RefSeq, a predicted model, not a curated record